GAUCAAUGCGAUAACCAAACAUACUUGGCCAAAUUUUGCCUCAUCACUGGAGAGUGAAUUCUAUGCGCUUGUUAUUUACAGAUUUUGUUGACUAUUUCUAGACAAUCUGAAUCUUUUUUUUUUUAUGUUAGAUAGUCUCUUUAAUUUCAAGAUUGACCAGUAAACAUGACUAGCAUGGUUAUUCGUAUUCAAUCUCCUGACCAUGGGACAAAAAGGAUUGAAGCCAAAGGGUCAGAAAACAUCACAAGUUUUUUAGAAAGGGUCCAGUCUUUGUUUCUGCUGGGAGACACUGGAUGGGAGCUUUACAAAGAACACAAUAAAAAAAAUUUCAUCAAAGCAUCUCGGGCUAAGAAAUUAAGUGACUACCAGAUUAAACAUGGGGAUAUGCUCUUCCUGGAGUUCAGCCACAAAAGUCGGCCAGAUUCUUCCAGCCUGCCAUUCUCUUCAGAGGUUUCACCCCGCCAAUCAACUGAAACAGGACUCGCAAGCCUUGUUCCUGAUGUCCAGGAGGAUGAAGUAGACAGAUUGUUGAGAGAGGAAGAUGGUAAAAUUUACCGGAAACGUAACGAGCAAUUGUGUCGACACGGGCCUCAAGGGAAAUGUCUUCAUUGUGUCCCAUUGGAGCCUUACGAUCAAGAGUUUUUGAGUAAAUGUGAUCCACCAAUCAAGUUUCUCUCUUUUCAUUCGUACAUAAGAAAAUUGACUGGUGGAGUUGACAAGGGUAAAUUUGUCAACUUGGAGAAUUUAAGCUGCAAGAUUAAACCAGGCUGUAAAGAACAUCCUCCGUGGCCAGGUGGAAUCUGUACCAAAUGUCAACCCAGUGCUAUCACUCUAAACAGACAGGAAUACAGACAUGUGGAUAACAUUAUGUUUGAAAAUCCAGCUGUAGCAGAUAGGUUUUUGAAUUACUGGCGAUUCUCUGGCUGCCAACGCAUAGGCAUUUUAUAUGGUCGCUAUGAGGUGUUUAAAGAUGUGCCACUUGGAAUUAAGGCAAGAGUGGCAGCUAUCUAUGAACCUCCACAAAGAACUACAGUCAAUAAAAUAGAACUGUUAGACAACCCAAAAGAGGCUCUAGUCAUGGCUGCUGCAGAGAAAAUGGGAUUACGGCCAAUCGGUUGGAUCUUCACAGACUUGGUAGCUGAUGAUUUAUCCAAAGGAACUGUCAAAAAUUUUAGAGGAAACAUUGAUUCCCAUUUCCUGAGUGCAGAGGAGUGCAUUAUGGCUGCUGACUUUCAAAAUAAGUAUCCUAAUCCCUGUAGUCUGUCACCUGAUGGACAUUUUGGCUCAAAGUUUGUGACAGUUGUUGUUACAGGUGAUAAUGACAAUCAGAUCCACUUUGAAGGCUACCAAGUGUCCAAUCAGUGUAUGGCUCUAGUCAGAGACGAUUGUUUUGUUCCUACGAAAGACGUGCCACAACUUGGCUACAUCAAAGAAUCUGGCAAUGAGCAAUACGUUCCUGAUGUGUUCUAUAAGGAUAAAGAUAACUAUGGGAAUGAAGUCAUCCAUAUUGCCCGACCUCUGCCUGUUGAAUACUUGCUAGUUACUAUCCCAGCAGCCUUUGCUUCAGACUUUCACUACACUUUCAAAUCAAACAUCCAGAGUGAAAGUUUCCCUGUGGAAAACAGAGAAAACAUCGGCCAAACUCAGGAAUUUUCAGCCUUGACUUCUUACCUUGAGAGAUUUCCACCCAACAAGUUUCUGGAAGCCAUGUCAGACUUUCAUUUACUCAUGUUCCUGGCCACUUCUGACAUGUUACCACUUAAAGAUAAAAUGGAUAUCCUCUUUGAAGCAGUUAAGAACCAUGAUGAGGCGAAGGCAAUGGAGUUUAUGAAAACAGAAGAAUGGGCAACUGUGCAGGAAAUGAUGUUUGCCAAUGGUCCCUCCAUGUCUUCCCCAACCAGCAGUAAUACAUCUGGAGCAAGACAGCCCGCUGCCCAGUCUGGGGGUCCCAUGUGGACCUGUGCCCACUGCACCUUCUUGAACCAGUCCAUACACAACAGUUGUGAGAUGUGUUCCCUUCCACAGACUUGAGCCACGACAGUGAUUGAUAAUAUUAAAUCUUUUUAAUCACAGGGAUAGGUUGUUCUUUAAGAAGUUCCUUUUUUUCUCGCAAUCUUUCUUAUAGUCUGAACAUGUAUCAGUCAAAUUAUAAGUAUUUUUUAGGAUAUUUUUUUUUCCCUCUAAAGUAUGUUUCCCUAGCAAAAUUAAAUUGUGUACCAGCUUGGUAAUUGUUACAUGUGCCUAGAAUUCUUUUUUUUUUUUCAAAUGCUGGGAACUUAAAAAUGACUCAAAGCUCAUAUCAUAAAUAAGAUACUAUAACUUUUAAACUAUCACCUUGGAUGGUUAAUUUACUCUUAGCAAAUAGAAUAUUUGUAUUUUGUUUAAGCCUUGUGUAUUUGUCGUUAAUAAUUUUUAAUCCACUAAAAACUGCCUUGACAAAUAGCUAUUUCAUCAAUUCGUUUGUUCCACAUGAUUGAUUCAGAAUACAUGUCUUGUAGCUAGGUCAAGAUUUUAUUUCUUUCUCUGAAUUUUUAUGUUCUUCAACUCACACUUUUAAUUGUCACAAUGUUUUGAUCUAGUUCAGUUAGACUUUGAAAUUGGAUAGCAGUAGGGAUUUAAACUCUAAAUCUAAAUAUUGUAAUACUGGUACUGACAGUAAUGAUUUUAUCAGCCUUUGAGACACUGUUAAAAAGCUAGCUAAUUGCUAUUGGUAACCCUUGUUUUAUCUACUCCAUAUUCAGAGUAUGUUUUUCAGGAAAUUGAUUUUUUUUUUAUUAUCUUUUGUUUUAUUAACACUAAAAUGUUUUUCAUACUCUAAGUACCGGUACAUGGUAUGUUAGUGUGAGAUGGUCUUAGUUAUUAUAGGUCAACUAACAAAUGGCUUAAUGUUGGUGAUAAAUAGCAUUAACAAAAGAAGUUUUACAUUUUUUUUUUAUCCAGCAGCAUAGUCUUGUCACAACUUUUUAAAAACUAUUUAUUAAAACAUUUGAAAAGAU
Molecule: messenger RNA, 2996 nt
Organism: Biomphalaria glabrata
Lineage: Eukaryota; Metazoa; Mollusca; Gastropoda; Planorbidae
Product: nuclear protein localization protein 4 homolog
Exons: 15
Coding region: 166-2031 (621 amino acids)
Biological process (GO): ubiquitin-dependent protein catabolic process
Cellular component (GO): nucleus
Molecular function (GO): ubiquitin protein ligase binding; ubiquitin binding
Source: RefSeq, a predicted model, not a curated record